Symbiodinium necroappetens is the source of this 2427-nucleotide messenger RNA. Lineage: Eukaryota; Dinophyceae; Suessiales; Symbiodiniaceae. The record is from the annotation of a GenBank genome assembly.
AUGGCGCCUCCCCGCUCGAUAUCGCCCUUUGCAUCUCCACGGCCGCUGCGUUCCCCGAGAACUGCGACUCCGAAGGUCAUCAAGCGCAACAUCUCGCUCUGCGACCUUGCGGAUGAUGGACCGCCCCAGUUGGACUCCCUGGAUGAAAGCAGGGCGCAGGUUGGGAAAGAGGCUCGGGCGCUUCUGAAAGAUGCACAAGAGGCAUGCGAUGAAGAGGCGUUUCAGGCAGCUGAAAGGGCCGCUGCGGACGCACUUCAAAUGUUCAGAGAAAUCGGAGAUAGGAGCGGCGUUGCACGAGCCCUACGCUGCAUAGUGUCUGCCUACCAGGGCCGCGACGAGUUGGAUGCGGCCUACAACCGGGCCUCCGAGGAGCUGGAGAGGUGUCGGGCAAACGGCAACAAGCUAGGGGAGGCCGCCAUGAUGAUGGCCUUGGUGGACCUGAAGCUGCUGCAGGCAGUCCGACCGAAGGAGGUCAUUUCCCUCGCGAAGAGUGCUCUGGCCAUGGUGCAGCAGCUCAAGGACCGUGCCUGGGAGGCCGAAGGGCUGGUUACCUUGGCGCGCAGCUACGAGAACACGCAGAAAGCUGAGAACAUGUUGCGGGCCGCGCGAGCUGCGGUAGAGGCGUUCAAGCAAGUCGGAGACCGGAAAGGAGAAGCUCAGGCGCUGCAUUGCCUAGCUACGGCAGCCAGCCUCAACAAUGAGGUGAUGGAGGCCGUGCGAUGUUCCAGCGAGGCCUGUGCAAUCCUCAACGGGCUGGGCCUGGCCUGCCAAGAGGCUGCGGAGCUCAUGAGCCUUGCCGAGUUCCACAAGGCGUGCAAGGAUGACAUGAAGAUGCUACAGGCCGCGGAAGAUGCCAUGGCCAUCUACCGAGCAAAAAACAGCUUGGCGGGACAGUCGAAUGCUUUGCGGCUGCUCGUCAAGUCUUAUUGUACAGCUCAGAACGACCUGAAGGGUAUCGAGGUGGCGGAGGCAGCACUGGAGCAGUUCCGUGGUCAGCGGUACAAGCGCGGCGAGGCAGUUGCCCUGGAUCAGAUCGCGUCUGUCCAGUACAACAUGAGAAGACCUUCAGAGGCCCUCGACAAUGCCCUCCAAGCGCUGGAUAUCAUCAAGGAGCUGGAGGACCUGCCAUGGGAGGCUGUCAUGCUGCAUUCUGUGGCCGCUUUGCGCUGUGCCACGAAGCAGUACCCCGAAGCACUCCAAGCCGCGCAAGAGGCAAUCUGGAUCCUAGAAGAUAUCGGAGAUCGCAGCGGGCAGGCAUACGUACGGCUGAACACUGUGCUGCAAGUGCAAACCCAGCUACAGGAGUACCAGGAGGCCCUGAGCACUGCCGAAGAGGCAGUGGCCAUCUUUCGGGAGCUCAAGGAUCGUCGUGGGGAAGCCACCGGUUUGCUGUUAGCAGCCAAUGUCUACAAGAUGGUUGGUCAGUUGGAGGAGGCUGAGAAGUGGUUGCUGGAAGCACAAGAGAUCUUUGAGGACUUGGGUGAGCGGCGUUUGUUGGCCCAAGUGCUGCACAGCAUGGCCAAGAUUCAUAUUGCCAAGCAGGAGCCUGCAGAGGCAGUUCGACUUGCCUACGAGGCACAUGCCCUUUGCAAGAGGGCUCGUGAUAAGGCCGCGGAGGCUGGGACACUCCUCUUCACUGUCGAAGCUCAUCUCUCCUUCAUUGCGCAGCUCGUCGAGAACGGAAGGAUGCGAGGGAGCCGAGAGCUCGAAGAGCAGCUCUCAAAAGCAGAGAAAGCUGGCAUAGCUGCAAAGAGAAUAGCAGAUAAGCUGGGCCAUCAGCAGACCAUAGCUGAUUGCUUCUACGCCUUGUCGGAAGUCAACCUGGUCAGCGGCAGGUAUCAGGAGGCUCUGGAUGGUGCCGACGAGGGCAUCAAGAUCUACCAAGACGUGGGUUACCAGCUUGGCGAGUGUACCUUCGUGAACAUGAAAGCGCAGGCUCUGCUUGUCAGCGGUAAGAACGACGAAGCCUUGAUUGCUGCACAGGAGGCAGUGAGCAUGGCAAAGGCUAUGGAUGACAAGCCUUUGGAAGUUCUCGCUCAAGAGAUUCUGGACAAAGUGCUGCAAGGCCAGCACAUGGGCGUCCAGCCGACCCAGGUCAGUCAGCCCAGGUACGUCCAGGAAGAGGAAGAAGAGGAAAUUCAGGAGGUGCCAGCUGAGUCCCGCAUAGAGGAGGAGAAGCCGAAGGGCCUGGAGCCAGCCAUCGUCAGCGACAUGUUGCACAACAUGCUCCGUGAAAUGAUGGGCUCAGACAUGGAAUCUGAUACUCCCUUGAUGGACGCUGGGGUAGACAGCUUGAUGAGCAUCGAGUUCAGGAGCCAGGUCAACCAAGCCUUUUCUGGGCUCGGACUUUCCUCAACGCUCACGUUCGACUAUCCGACCAUCAGAGAGCUGACGGGGCACAUCGUUGAUAAGAGCAAGAAUCAAUAA